ACUGCGUCACAGAACCGGGUAAAAACCGGAAGUGAGACUCAGAUUGAUCCAGGAAACAGCUCAGCAGUGACGAACACAAACCCUUUUCUGUCUGACGUCCACAGCAGAAUGGAUCAGAGUGAGGACAGAGAGGAGGGAGCCACUCCCUGGAAGACCACCCACAGACCCCCCACAGGACCUGGACCUGAUCCCGGAUCCGGACCUGGAAGCACACCCGGACCUGGACCUGGACCUGGACCCAGCUGUGUGUCCAUGAAGAGUGAUGACUCCAUGGAACUCCCACUGCAUUUUAAAAGAGGACAUGUUUGUGAUCCUCAACCUGGGCCUGGACCUGGACCUGGAUCUGGACCUGGACCUGGACCCAGCUGUGUGUCCAUGAAGAGUGAUUACUCCAUGGGUCGACUGAUAGAUUUUAAAACAGAACGUGUUUCACAGACUCAACAUGGACCUGGACCUGGACCUGAACCUAGAACUGGAACUGGACCUGGACCCAGCUGUGUGUCCAUAAAGAGUGAUGACUCCAUGGAUCGACAGAUAAACUUUAAAACAGGACGUGUUUCACAGACUCAAAUGGAUCAGAGUGAGGACAGAGAAGAGGGACCCCCUCCCUGGAAGACCACCCACAGACCCCCCACAGGACCUGGACUUGGACCUGGACCAGACUCUGCCAGACCCAGUCGAAGGCCUGUUAAGGAACUUGUGUUGGCAUUUGAAGGUGUUGGGUCCACAGAUGGAUGUCGGUCUACGGGUCAGAGGAUCCGUCCUGAUCCUAAGUAUUUGUCCAUGAAGAGUCAAUGGUCUGUUUCACUUCCUCUUUAUUUCAAAGAGUCUGAUCAACAACAACCUGGCCCUGGACCUGGACCCAGACCUGGACCCAGCUGUGUGUCCAUAAGGAGUGAUGACUCCAUGGGUCGAGGGGUGUAUUUUAAAACAGGACGUGUUUCACAGACUCAAGUGGAGCAGCAGAGCUCAGAGGUUCCCACUGAUCCACAGCAUCAGACUCAGCUGGACUCCCCAUUUGAGGAAACACAGAUGGUGUCACUUAAAGAAAGUCUGUUGAAAAUUCUGGAGGAUUUGAAUGAUGCUGACUUUAAAAAGUUCAAGUGGUUCUUGGAAAAUGAAAAACCACGAAUCCCAGUGAGUAAACUGGAGGAUGCAGACCGGAUAGACACAAUACGUCGGAUGGUCCAGAUCUACUACACAAAUACUCAGAAAGUCACUGUAAGGGUUCUAGAGAAGAUGGACAGGACUGAUCUGGUGAAGAAACUUUCAAAAGGCAUCCCAGUAUCUAAAGAGAGCACUGACCAGUGUCGGCAAAAACUGAAGGUUAAGCUGCAGCAGAAGUUUGAGUGUGUGUUUGAGGGCAUCAUUAAAGAAGGACUCCCCAAAACCCUCCUGAACCAGAUCUACACAGAGCUCUACAUCACAGAGGGAGGGGCUACAGAGGUCAACCAGGACCAUGAGGUCAGACAGAUUGAAACAGCAUCCAGGAACCCACACAGACCACCAACAACCAUCACAUGUGAAGACAUCUUUAAAACGCCACCUGACAGAGAUCAACCAAUCAGAACAGUGCUGACAAAGGGCGUGGCCGGCAUCGGGAAAACAGUCUUAACACAGAAGUUCAGUCUGGACUGGGCUGAAGACAAAGCCAACCAGGACAUCCACUUCAUAUUUCCAUUCACCUUCAGAGAGCUGAAUGUGCUGAAACAGAAGAAGUUCAGCUUGGUGGAACUGGUUCAUCACUUCUUCACUGAAACCAAAGAAGCAGGAAUCUGGAUCUUUGAAGACCUCCAGGUGGUGUUCAUCUUAGACGGUCUGGAUGAGUGUCGACCUCCUCUGGACUUCAACAACACUCAGAUCCUGACUGAUGUUACAGAGUCCACCUCAGUGGAUGUGCUGCUGAUGAACCUCAUCAGGGGGAACCUGCUUCCCUCUGCUCGCCUCUGGAUAACCACACGACCUGCAGCAGCCAGUCAGAUCCCUGAAGCGUGUCGUGGCAUGGUGACAGAGGUCAGAGGGUUCACUGACCCACAGAAGGAGGAGUACUUCAGGAAGAGGUUCACAGAUGAAGAACAGACCAACACAAUCAUGUCCCACAUCAAGACGUCACGAAGCGUCCACAUCAUGUGUCACAUCCCAAUCUUCUGCUGGAUCACUGCUAGAGUUCUGGAGGACGUGUUGAAGACCACAGACAGAAGACAACUGCCCAAGACCCUGACUGAGAUGUACAUCCACUUCCUGGUGGUUCAGGCCAAACUGAAGAACAUCAAGUAUGAUGGAAGAUCUGGGACAGAUUCACCCUGGAGUCUAGAGACCAGGAAGAUGAUUGAGUCUCUGGGAAAACUGGCCUUUGAGCAGCUGAAGAAAGGAAACCUGAUCUUCUAUGAAUCAGACCUGACAGAGUGUGGCAUCGAUAUCAGCUCAGCCUCAGUGUACUCAGGAGUGUUCACAGAGGUCUUCAAAGAGGAGAGAGGACUGUACCAGGACCAGAGGUUCUGCUUCAUCCAUCUGAGUGUCCAGGAGUUUCUGGCUGCUCUUCAUGUCCAUCAGACCUUCAUCAACACUGGAGUCAAUCUGCUGUCAGAAGAACAAACCACAUCCCAGAGGUCUGGAUCUGCAGAGGCACAGUUCUACCAGACUGCUGUGGACGAGGCCUUACAGAGUCCAAAUGGACACCUGGACCUGCUCCUCCGCUUCCUUCUGGGUCUGUCACUGCAGACCAAUCACAGACUCCUACAAGGUCUGAUGAAACAGACAGGAAGUAGCUCAGAGACCAAGAAGAAAACAGUUGGGUACAUCAAGAAGAAGAUCAAUGAGAAUCUGAAUGUAGAGAAAAGCAUCAACCUGUUCCACUGUCUCAGUGAACUGGAGGAUCAAUCUCUGGUGGAUCAGAUCCAACAGUUCCUGAGAGACGGGGGUCUCGACACGUAUCGUCUGUCUCCUGCUCAGUGGUCAGCUCUGGCCUUCAUGUUACUGUCAUCAGAUAAAGAUCUGGAUAAGUUUGAUCUGAACAAAUACUCUGGUUCAGAGGAGGCUCUUCUGAAUUUGCUGCCAGUCGUCAAAGCCUCCAACAAAGCUGUAUUGACUGUCCAUGACCUAUCAGAAAGAGGCUUUGAAGGUCUGUCCUCAGUUCUCAGAUCCCAGUCCUCUAGUCUCAGACAUCUGGAUCUCAGUACCAAUGACCCAAAGGAUUCAGGACUGAAGAUCCUGUCAGAUGGACUGAGGAGUCCAGACUGUAAACUGGAGACUCUCAGGUUGAGUAUCUGUAACCUGUCGGAGAGAAGCUGUGAAGGUCUGUCCUCCGUUCUCAGAUCCCAGUCCGGUAGUCUGACUCAUCUGGAGCUCAACAACAUGGACCUGAAGGAUUCAGGACAGAAGAUCCUGUCAGAUGGACUAAGGAGUCCAGACUGUAAACUGGAGACUCUCAGGUUGAGUAUCUGUAACCUGUCAGAGAGAAGCUGUGAAGGUCUGUCCUCAGUUCUCAGAUCCCAGUAUUCUAGUCUGACUCAUGUGGACCUCAACAACAUGGACCUGAAGGAUUCAGGACUGAAGAUCCUGUCAGAUGGACUAAGGAGUCCAGACUGUAAACUGGAGACUCUCAGACUGUCAGGAUGUCAGAUCACAGAGGAAGGAUGUUCUUCUCUGGUCUCAGCCCUAAAGUCCAAUCCGUCCCAUCUCAGACUGCUAGACCUGAGCUACAACCAUCCAGGAGCCUCAGGACAGGAGCUGUCUGCUCUAGUGGAGGAUCCACACUGGACACUGGACACUGUCAGGUUGGAGCCCAGUGGAGUCCGAUGGUUGAGACCAGGUCUGAGGAAGUGUAAGUGGAUUUCCAUUGGAUUACAAAUGAAACCCAACCUGAACAUACAGUGAGAGCUGGUACCACAUUAGAAAACACAUCAACUGUCAGUGAAGACAGUGGGUGAGCUGACAGCUGAUUGGUCAGGACACGGAUCACAUGACACAAAUACCCUGAGGGACGAGUCCUCAGAACCUCAGACCAUUGGCCAAUCACACCUCCUCUGUCUUUAUGGAUCAUUCUAGUGUCGUUCUUGUGCCGCUGUCUGAUAAAGGUGGAAGACGAACAAACAAUAAAGUCAAAAACACAGCUGAGUCGAUCAGGAGGAAAGUUUGUCACAGUAACAAGUUCAAC
Messenger RNA from Sphaeramia orbicularis (orbiculate cardinalfish), 4156 nucleotides. Its product is annotated as NLR family CARD domain-containing protein 3-like. Gene Ontology annotation, biological process: regulation of apoptotic process. Gene Ontology annotation, molecular function: protein binding. Bases 109 to 3876 code for a protein of 1255 amino acids. Lineage: Eukaryota; Metazoa; Chordata; Actinopteri; Kurtiformes; Apogonidae. The record is from RefSeq and is a predicted model, not a curated record. The transcript has 16 exons.